AUGAAAAAUCUCUCUCUCUCUCUCUCUCUCUCUCUCUCUCUCGUGCAGACAGAGAGUGAGCAAGCUCCGCCUUCUCUUAUUCAUCUCCUAUCUACCUACCCCAUCUCUUUAAUAUCUUCUCUCUCCUUCUCUUACCUCCUUCUACUUCCUCUCUUAACUCCUUCUACCUGUUUGUAUGUCUGUCUAUCUAUCUCUCUUCCUCUUUUUUUUUUCAUUCCAUUUAUAUUCUUUAUCCAAUUUUCUGCACGCAACCGCGCCCAGGCAGCCCGGUUCACCAAGUUCAUGACUUUAUUCUUUCUUUCUUUCUUUCUUUCUUUCUUAUUUUUUUCUUUCUUCACUCUCUUUCUCUUUUCCUCAGUUUUUAUUUUUUGUUUGCUUCUUUUUUCAGUUCUUUCUUUUUUGUUUCUUCAAUGUCUUUCUUUUCAUCAUUUUCUUUCUUUAUUCCGCUUUCUCUUUUUCAAUUAUUCCAUUCAUCUUUCAUUUUUUUCUUCAGUUAUCAUUGCUUCUCUCCUUUUAUUUUUUUUCAUUUUCUAUUACUAUCUUUCAUUCUUUUUAUCUACAUUUUUCUUUUCCUUUAAUUACCUUCCAUUAAAUUCUCUUACGUCAUUCUCUUUCUUCCCUUCAACCCAUCUUUUAUUUUUUCCCCCUUUAUUCUUUCAUCUUUAUUUCCCACUACUUUUCUUUCUUCUUUCUCUCUCAUUUCACCCUCCACCCAUUCUCUCAUCACCUCUUCGCUCUUCAGUUUAG
Acanthosepion pharaonis is the source of this 747-nucleotide messenger RNA. The record is from the annotation of a GenBank genome assembly. NCBI's taxonomy places the organism in Eukaryota, Metazoa, Mollusca, Cephalopoda, Sepiida, Sepiidae.